Hydra vulgaris (swiftwater hydra) is the source of this 1107-nucleotide messenger RNA. Its product is annotated as protein O-mannose kinase-like. Gene Ontology annotation, cellular component: endoplasmic reticulum membrane. Gene Ontology annotation, molecular function: ATP binding; protein kinase activity; carbohydrate kinase activity. Gene Ontology annotation, biological process: protein phosphorylation; protein O-linked glycosylation; carbohydrate phosphorylation. The record is from RefSeq and is a predicted model, not a curated record. Lineage: Eukaryota; Metazoa; Cnidaria; Hydrozoa; Anthoathecata; Hydridae.
UCUUUAAAAAAUUUUCCAGUUAAACUUAUAACAUGUUAUAUGACAGUAAAAAACAAAAAAUAAGUUUUCAGAUAUGGCACAGGUUUUUUAUCUUAGCGCUAUUUAUUUUUUUUAAACCUUGUGUUUUAAAAUGUCAAAGAGAUGAGUUUGUUAAAGAAGAUGGCUCCUGUCAAACUUUAUUUUUUUGCACUGAUGUGGCUUUGGGUAAAGAACUUACUACCGCAGGAUAUGUUAAAAGAAUUUACCAUGCCGAACUAAUGAAUAUUAAUGUUGUGGUCAGUUUUCCUAGAUUCAAUUUUUUAAAAGAAGAUUUUUUGCAUGGUUUGACUAUGCUAAAAGAGUUUCAUGGCAGUCCGAAUGUGAUUGAGUUGAUUGGAUAUUGUAAUCGUUUGGAUAACUUACAGUUAAUUACAAGAUAUUGGAAGUAUGGUUCUGCUGAUAACUUGGAUUUUGUUUUGUCUCAUCUAAAAAUGUCUUCAGAUGACGAAUUUCGUGCAAGAUUGAAUAUUGUUUUAGAUUACGUAAACAUUAUUGCCUUUUUACACAAUAGUCCUUUGGGUACCAGAGUUAUGUGCGACAGCAAUACCUUAAACAAAACAUUGUCACAAUAUUUGAUAACAGAUGAAUUGCGUCUAGUUGUUAAUGAUCUUGACGCUCUUCCCGAGGUGCAUCGUGAUAACCAGUAUAAAAUUAAAUGUGGGAAUCGCCAGCUGUUUGGAGAUUUUGUUGCGCCUGAACAAUUAUGGCCUUAUGAAAAUAGACCAUUUGAUGAUAAUGAGAUGGUGGGUUAUAAUGAAAAAAUUGAUAUAUGGAAAAUUCCAUCUGUUUUGCUUGCUCUUCUUGGCAAUAGCCUAUCUUCUACUCAAUUAAAACUUCAUUUUUUUAAUUUAUUCUUUCGUUGUCGAUCACACGACCCUGCAAAACGACCAAGUGCUAUGGAGGUUCAAAAUGAAAUCCAACAACUUAUAAAUAGAAAAGUAAGCUUGAAAACUGAGUUUUGAUGUUUAUUUUUCAUUUAUAUAGAAGCUAGAAUUGCUUAAGUUGUUAAUUUACGAUUCGAUAAAACACAUGUAAAUACUUAUAUAUAUUUAUAUAAAUGGUCACAAA